Molecule: messenger RNA, 5188 nt
Organism: Canis lupus familiaris (dog)
Lineage: Eukaryota; Metazoa; Chordata; Mammalia; Carnivora; Canidae
Gene: AASS
Product: aminoadipate-semialdehyde synthase
Exons: 24
Coding region: 71-2833 (920 amino acids)
Cellular component (GO): cytoplasm
Molecular function (GO): saccharopine dehydrogenase activity
Source: RefSeq, a predicted model, not a curated record
GACCCGCGAGCUGCGGCGGCGGGAGCUCGGGCGGCGGGAGCUCGGCCACGCGGAGGGACGAGGCCCCGAGAUGCUGCGAGCGCCGGGGAGCAGCCUGGGCCGGCGGGGCCUUCACCACAAGGCCGUGAUGGCCCUGAGGCGGGAGGACGUGAACGCUUGGGAGCGGAGGGCGCCCCUGGCUCCGCGGCACAUCAAGGGGAUCACCAACCUGGGAUACAAAGUCCUAAUACAGCCUUCCAACCGGCGGGCCAUUCACGAUAAGGAAUAUGUCAAAGCUGGUGGCAUUCUUCAGGAGGAUAUUUCUGAAGCUUGCCUAAUUUUGGGAGUUAAAAGACCCCCAGAGGAAAAAUUAAUGUCUAAGAAGACUUACGCCUUCUUCUCCCACACAAUAAAGGCGCAGGAGGCCAAUAUGGGCUUACUGGAUGAGAUUCUGAGACAGGAAAUCCGGCUUAUUGAUUAUGAGAAAAUGGUGGAUCAUAGAGGAACACGGGUAGUGGCAUUUGGACAGUGGGCAGGUGUGGCAGGGAUGAUCAACAUUUUACACGGAAUGGGGCUGAGGCUCCUUGCUUUGGGACAUCACACACCUUUCAUGCACAUCGGCAUGGCUCAUAACUACAGGAACAGCAGUCAGGCUGUGCAGGCCGUCCGUGACGCUGGCUACGAAAUAUCUCUGGGUUUGAUGCCAAAAUCCAUAGGGCCUUUAACAUUUGUGUUCACAGGGACCGGUAACGUCUCUAAGGGAGCCCAAGAAAUCUUCAAUGAGUUACCUUGUGAAUAUGUAGAGCCACAUGAAUUGAAAGAAGUUUCCCAAAAUGGGGACCUGAGAAAAGUGUAUGGGACGGUGUUAAGUCGCCAUCAUCAUCUUGUCAGGAAAACAGAUGGUGUGUAUGAUCCUGUAGAGUAUGACAAAUAUCCUGAGCGCUACAUAAGUCGUUUUAAUACUGAUAUUGCACCCUAUACAACUUGCUUGAUUAAUGGAAUCUACUGGGAACAAAACACCCCUCGUCUACUAACUCGCCAAGAUGUCCAGAGUCUCUUGGUGCCAGGCAAGUCCUCUGUUGCUGGUGUGGAAGGCUGCCCUGCAUUACCACACAAGCUCGUGGCGAUAUGCGACAUUUCGGCUGACACGGGAGGCUCUAUAGAGUUCAUGACCGAAUGUACGACAAUAGAACAUCCCUUUUGCAUGUAUGAUGCGGACCAGCAUAUUAUUCAUGACAGUGUGGAAGGCUCUGGGAUUCUGAUGUGUUCCAUCGACAAUUUGCCAGCACAGCUUCCGAUCGAAGCUACAGAGUACUUUGGAGACAUGCUUUACCCUUACGUGGAAGAAAUGAUACUCUCAGAUGCGACACAGCCUCUUGAAAGUCAGAAUUUUUCUCCUGUGGUGCGAGAUGCAGUGAUUACAUCCAACGGUGUAUUGCCUGAUAAGUAUAAAUAUAUCCAGAAACUCCGAGAGAGCAGGGAACUUGCUCAGUCACUUUCAAUGGGCACCAAAAAAAGGGUCUUGGUUCUUGGAUCUGGUUAUGUAUCUGAACCCGUUUUGGAAUACUUGUCAAGAGAUAACAGGAUAGACAUAACAGUAGGCUCUGACAUGAAGGACCAAAUUGAACAGUUAGGCAAGAAAUAUAAUAUUAAUCCUGUUAGCAUGGACAUUAGUAAACAAGAAGAGAAGUUGAGCUCCUUGGUGGCAAAGCAGGAUCUUGUCAUCAGCUUAUUGCCUUAUGCACUGCAUCCUCUUGUGGCCAAGGCAUGCAUCAGAAGCAAAGUUGACAUGAUCACUGCAAGCUACAUCACACCGGAGCUAAAAGAAUUAGAAAAGAGUGUGGAAGACGCUGGCAUCACAGUCAUUGGUGAACUGGGAUUGGACCCUGGUCUUGACCAUAUGUUGGCGAUGGAAACCAUAGACAAGGCCAAGGAAGUGGGAGCCACGAUUGAAUCUUACAUUUCCUACUGUGGGGGGCUUCCAGCCCCUGAACAUUCAGACAAUCCUUUGAGAUACAAAUUUAGCUGGAGUCCCCUGGGAGUCUUGACCAACAUGAUGCAGCCGGCCACCUACCUGCUCGAUGGAAAGGUGGUGACAGUGGCGGGCGGCAUCCCCUUUCUGGAUGCAGUGACCCCCAUGGGGUAUUUCCCGGGCCUGAACUUGGAGGGCUACCCCAACAGGGACAGCACCCAGUACGCGGCGACCUACGGCAUCCCGACGGUGCGCACGCUGCUGCGGGGGACACUGAGGUACCAGGGCUACGCCAGGGCUCUCACCGGCUUCAUGAAGCUGGGCCUGAUCAGCAGGGACGCGGCGCCCGCCCUCCGGGCCGAGGCCCACCCUGUCACCUGGAAAGAGCUCCUUUGUGAUCUGGUUGGGAUUUCACCGUCCUCCAAGCAUGAUGUGCUUAGGGAAGCUGUCUUUGAGAAACUGGGAAGAGAUAAUACCCAGCUGGAGGCUGCUGAAUGGUUGGGCUUACUCGGGGAUGAGCAAGUCCCUCAAGCCGAGUCUGUGGUGGAUGCACUCUCCAAGCAUUUGGCCAGGAAACUCUCCUACGGCCCUGGAGAGAAAGAUAUGAUUGUGAUGAGAGACAGUUUUGGAAUCAGACAUCCUUCUGGACACUUGGAAAAUAAGAUUAUUGAUCUUGUGGUUUAUGGAGACGCCAAUGGCUUUUCAGCCAUGGCUAAAACUGUGGGGUUACCCACGGCGAUGGCAGCCAAGAUGCUGCUUGAUGGUGAAAUUAAAGCUAAAGGUCUGAUGGGGCCCUUUUCAAAGGACAUCUAUGAACCAAUACUGGAGCGAAUUAAAGCAGAAGGCAUUGUAUAUACAACACAGAGCACAAUCAAACCAUAAUUGAGAAUUAUCUCUUGUUUUUAUCUUCCCAGACAACAUAGCUCUGAACAUAUGUGCAACAACCUGCUUGCUAAUAUGCUACUUUGAAAUUUAAAGCAUGGUAUUUUUUUGAGUCAGUCAAUACAAUGAUGUUUUAAAAAUAUAAAUCUCUAUUUUAAUAUGAAAACAUUUGGAGCAGGAGAUGCCAGUAAUUACCAGAGAACUCUAAUAAUUUUACAUUUAUUUUUUCAUGUGUAUGUAAAAGUGAUGAUUGUGCUAUAUGUUAAUUUAUCGUGCAUCUUUUUUUCUUAUAAGAAUAUAUUUUCCUAUGAUCAGAUAAACUUUUAUCUUUCUAGUAAAAAAAAUAUCUUCACACAGCUAUAUUUUUGUAUUUUUCAAAUUGAUUCAGUUAGAUACUCUUAGAUUACCUAUCCACAACCUUUGUAAUAAUUCUAUUUUAUGGCUUUUUUGGUAAUAUUACGAUUUACCUAGUAAAUGACAUUUCUGACAGUUUUGAGUGUUUAGAAAAGGAAAUAGGUAAGAUUAAAUCAAAAUCCACAUGAUCACCUCAUUAGAGACAGAAAAAGCAUCUUGCAAAAUUUAACACCCUGUCAUAAUAAAAAGAUUGAAAAAAAAAAAAAAGAUUCAACAAACUAGGAGUUGAAGGGAGCUUUUCAACCUGAUAAAGAACAUCUAUGAAAAACCCAUAGCUAGCAUCAUACUUAAUGAUGAAAGACUGAAAUAUUUCUUUCCCCUUGAACCAGAAACAAGGAAAUGAUGUCUUCUCUCGGCAGUUCUACUCAACUUGGCCUGGAGGGUGUGGUCAGGGCAAUUAGCCAAGAAAAGGAAAUAAAACACAUCCAGAUUUGGGAGGAAGAAGAAAAACUAUCUCUAUUUGUAGAUGGUAUGAUCUUAUACAUAGAAAAUCCAAAAGAAUACUUUAAGAAAAUGUUAGAACUAAUACAUGAGUUCAGCAAAGUUGCAGAACACAAGAUUAAUAUACAAAAUUGAUAGUAUUUCUAUACAAUAUAAAUAAAUGAAACAAAAAUAAUACUGAAAAAGGCAAUUCAAUUUACAGUAGCAUGAAAAAGAGUUAAAUAGGAAUAGAUUGUGAGUCCAGAAAUAAUACUCAUCUUUAUGAUCAGUUGAUUUUUAAAAACGGUGCUAAGACAAUUCAGUAGAGGAAAACAGUCUUUUCAUCAAAUGGUGCUGGAACAACUGGAUAUCCACAUGCGAAAGAAGGAAGUUGGACCCCUUCCUCACAGCAUAUAUAAAUGUUAACUCAAAAUGGACCAAAGACCUAAAUAGAAGAACAAACACUGUAAAACCUUUAGAAGAAAUAGAUGUAAGUCUUCAUGCCCUUGGAUUAGGCAAUGAUUUCUAAAAUAAUUGAAACCAAAAGCACAAGCAACAAGAGGAAAUUAAAAAAAAAAUAGAUUAGCACCAUCAGAAUUAAAAACUUUUGUGCUUCCAAAGGUAACAUCAAGAAGCAAAAAGACGAGUCAUAGAAUGAGAGAAAAUUUUUGCAAAUCGUUUGUCAGGUAAGGGAGGAACCAGUAUUUAGAAUAAAUAAAGGACUACUAUAGCUCAGUAAGUAGACAAAGAGCCCAAUUUAAAAAAUCUAAGGAUAUGAAUGGACAGUUCUCUAAAGAAGAUACAAAACCAAUAAGCACAUGAAAAGGUGCUCAACACCAUUCACUACCAGGGAAAUGCGAAUCAAACCUACAAUGAUACCACUUCAUAUUCACCAGGAUAGUUAUAAUGGAAAAGACAUAACAAGUGUUGGUGGGGGUGUGGAGAAGUUGGAGUCCUCAAAAACUGCUGGUGGAAAUGUAAAAUUGUGCAGCCGUUUGGGAAGACAGUUUGGCAGUUCCUCAAAAGGUUAAAAGUAGAGCAACCACAUGAGCCAGCAAUUCCACUCUUAGGUACACACCCGAGAGAAAUGAAAACAUAUGUCCACACAAAAACUUGCAAGCAAAUGUUAAUGGGAAGUCUCAAAACAAGCCAAAUGUUCAUCGACUAAUAAAUGAAUAAACAAUGUGGCAUAUCCAUACAGCGCAAUAUUAUUUGGCAAUCAAAAGGAAAUGAAGUUCUGAUCCAUGCUACAACAUGGAUGAACCUUGACGAGAUUAUGUUAAGCGAAAGAAGCCAGACACAAAAGUCCAUGUGUGAUCUCAUUCAUAUGAAAUUGUCCAGAAUAGUCAAAUCUACAUAGAGAGAAAGUGGAUUAGUGGCUGCUUAGGGCUAGGGGUUUGGGGGAAAGUGGGAGUGACUGCUAAUGAGUUUGGGUUUCUCUUUAGAGUUAUGAAAAUGUUGUGGAGUCGAUGGAGGUAAUGGUGUCACAGCUCUGAAUAUAUUAAAAAUCACUAAACUGUA